Molecule: messenger RNA, 1930 nt
Organism: Andrographis paniculata
Lineage: Eukaryota; Viridiplantae; Streptophyta; Magnoliopsida; Lamiales; Acanthaceae
Product: protein FIZZY-RELATED 2
Exons: 10
Coding region: 135-1580 (481 amino acids)
Biological process (GO): positive regulation of anaphase-promoting complex-dependent catabolic process; anaphase-promoting complex-dependent catabolic process; positive regulation of ubiquitin protein ligase activity
Cellular component (GO): anaphase-promoting complex
Molecular function (GO): ubiquitin ligase activator activity; protein binding; anaphase-promoting complex binding
Source: RefSeq, a predicted model, not a curated record
GGGAAAUAACGUAAAUCCCCUCCACAAUCCCUCGAUCCACCGCCAAAUCUCAUCCUCCGAUCGCCGCCUCCGUCGCCUGAAUCGCUGCUCUCCAGAACUCUUCCAAGAGGGGAAUCCAGAAAUUCGAGGAAUAUAUGGAAACCUCCAGCACAUCCGACGCGGACCCCAAAACUCCGGCGCCGAAGCUUAUCAGCUCUACCUACCGCCGGCCGUCGUCGUCGCGCACAAUCUACGGCGACCGCUUCAUCCCCAGCCGGUCUUCGUCUAAUUUUGAUCUGUUCAAUCUCCCUAGCUCUAAUGCUAAUGCGUCCCCCGACGAGUCGCAUUCCGCCUACACUUAUCUGUUGAAGUCCGCUCUUUUCGGACCGGAAUGCGUCGGCGGCAUCAACGGAUUUCAGCCGUCGACGCCGGAGAAAUCUGCUUACGGUGGGCGAUUUGGGAGCAGAAGCAGCGAUGGUAAUUUUUUGCAGAUUAGUCCUCCUAAUUGCAACAUUUUCAAGUACAAGACGGAAACUCGAAAGUCCUUGCAUUCUCUGUUGCCCUUUGAGUUCGAUGAUCAGCUUCCUGGGGGGGUGUCUCAUAGUCCUGUCAAGGCUCCUAGAAAAGUGCCUAGGUCACCAUACAAGGUUCUGGAUGCUCCUGCUUUGCAAGAUGAUUUUUACCUUAACCUUGUGGAUUGGUCUUCACCUAAUGUGCUGGCUGUGGGGUUGGGAAAUUGUGUCUAUUUGUGGCACGCAUCUAGCAGCAAGGUGGUUAAGUUGUGCGAUUUGGGGAUAGAUGACAGUGUUUGCUCGGUUGGGUGGGCGCAGCGUGGCACGCAGCUUGCUGUUGGAACUAGCAAUGGAAAGCUCCAAUUAUGGGAUGCCUCUCAGUGCAAAAGGAUUAGAACUAUGGAGGGACAUCGGCUCCGAGUUGGAGCCAUUGCCUGGAGCUCAUCUAUGUUAUCUUCCGGAAGCAGGGACAAGAGCAUCCUACAGCGCGAUAUCCGAGCACAGGGAGACUAUGUUAGCAAGUUAAAUGGACAUAAAUCAGAGGUUUGUGGAUUGAAGUGGUCUUACGACAACCGAGAAUUAGCAUCUGGUGGAAAUGACAAUCGACUUUUCGUGUGGAACCAACAUUCGACCCAACCUCUUCUGAAAUAUUGUGAACAUACUGCUGCCGUAAAAGCUAUUGCGUGGUCGCCGCAUCUUCACGGGCUCCUUGCCUCCGGAGGCGGCACUGCUGACCGAUGCAUUCGUUUUUGGAACACCACCACCAAUUCACACCUCAACUGUGUGGAUACUGGAAGCCAAGUAUGCAAUCUUGUGUGGUCUAAGAACGUCAACGAGCUUGUGAGCACCCAUGGAUACUCUCAAAACCAAAUUAUAGUGUGGAGAUAUCCUACAAUGUCAAAGCUGGCGACCUUAACGGGCCAUACGUACAGGGUCUUGUACCUUGCCAUUUCACCAGAUGGACAGACAAUUGUCACCGGGGCUGGGGACGAAACACUGAGGUUCUGGAACGUUUUCCCUUCACCCAAAUCUCAGAACACACAGAGUGAAAUUGGAGCCUCAUCACUUGGAAGAAGUCAAAUUCGAUGAUUCCAUCCAUGAGGCAUCGCAUCACAAGACAUCACUUCUACGGUAUGGUAUGUAAUAGCAUUAUUUAUUGAUUUUCAAUCUCUGGUGGAGAAAGAGGAGAUGAGGUUGAGGUGGUCCAAGAACAGGAAACACGACGAAUGGGUAGUUAAUAUAUAUCUAUCUUUGAGAAGUCAACAUAAUUGGUUGAUUGAUCACACAAUUAGAUAACGACUUUUGUGAAUGUAUAUAUCUCCCUCCUUCUCCUUGUUCUUGAUUUGUUAGUUUAGAGUGAGAGAGAGAAGUCUUGUGUUGUUGAGGAACUUCUUGUUCGAUUUCGAUGUAGAUAGUGAGAAAUGCUAUGUUUGUUGGUA